CCAAUACUAGCUGCCUGCAGCAACAUGAGGAUGCUUUUUUGUCGAGCUCCACUGUUCCGUCUCUCCUCAAGUCUGAAAAACAUAAUCAGACGUGCAUCCAUGCGGGAAUAAAGCAGUAACGACCAAACAUGUUACUUUUGACUGCAGUUAAUGGAUCAAUCUAUACUGGUCAAUCCUGGAUUUUAAACUGAUUAUCUUUUCACGGACACUCUCUGGAAUAACUGGGAUGGCCAAGGUGUCAUUAAUACAUUUGGCAGUUUUGCUUCUCAUUGGACUAACAACCGCAAUGGCCAACGUAUUUUCAUCUUCAGGAUUUUCCCCCUCUCGUCAAGUUGCGCUUGUGAAAAACCUCACGCACGAUUUAUUUUCCAAAACAUCAACUGCGCCUCAACCUGAUUUUGAAUCUGCUAAUAAAGCUGCAGCGCCGUGUUGCCAGCUCCCGAAACCGCGGAGAAGAGCCAAGAGAUGCACAUGUUACACGUACAAAGACAAGGAGUGCGUUUACUACUGUCACCUGGACAUCAUCUGGAUCAAUACACCAGAGCGCACCGUCCCAUAUGGCAUGUCAAGUUAUAGAGGAUCCCAGCGGGCACGGCGUUCUGCCGAGGGCGACAGAGGAGGUCAGCGUUGUGCGUGUGCUUCACAAAGGGACCGAGAAUGUAUGGCUUUCUGCAGUCAAAGCAGGGAGAAGUCAACAUGAGCAUCUGCAGCACCAGCACUUUUUUUUUUUUUUUUUUACUUAUCUGUUGGACUGCCUAUCCAUUCCUCUGUCCCAACACAUGGAUAAUCACCUUAGAGAAAAGGUUAAUGUCUGUCCAAAGGGAAGACCAUUGGAAUUCCAUUACUGAGAGCAGCAGGCAGGAUCAAUGCAUAUUUGGGAGAGUAGUUAUGCUGUCAUCGUGAAAGUAUUACAUAACAGCAUUCAAGCAAACUAAUCUCAGUGUGGCUUAUAAUAAGGGACAUUUUCCAAACUCUACUGAUUAGCAAUCCAUUGAUUGCCAUCUUCAAAGAGACUGUGUGCUCAGUCACACUUAUUUGAGAUGUGUGCGUGGGUCUGAAUUUGGGAAUGUUGUUGCCACUGGCCGCUAAGAUCUGACUUCCAAUGCAAACAUGCUUGUCAGGUUUGAUGGAUGGUCACAGAGCCAUUAAGUGAAGUUUUUACAUACCAUAUCCAGAGAUCAGUGUGUUCAUUACCUUGUCUCUGCAAGUCUGUGAGGUAAUUAUGUGUAGUGUGAUAACCUUAAAGGAAUAAUCAGGGUUCAAUACAAGUUAAGCUCAGUCGACAGCAUUUGUGACAUAAUGCUGAUUACCACAAAAAUUAAUUUGGACUUGUCCACCCUUUUCUUUAAAAAAAAAAAAAAAAGAAGCAAAAAUUGAGGUUACAGUGAGGCACUUGCAAUGGAAGUGAAUAGAGCCAAUUUUUGGAGGGUUUAAAGGCAGAAAUGUGAAGCUUAUUAUUUUAUUAAAGCACUUACAUUAAUUCUUCUGUUAAAACUCAUGUAUUAUUUGAGCGGAAAAGUUGUUUAAAUUUACAGUUGUUUUAGGAUUUUAGGGUUUGUUGACAUUGCAUCAUCAUCGGUACGCAUAUUACGCAGUCUGCGUAGGGCACCAACUCCCUAGGGGGGCACCAUCUUACCCUAGGGAGGCAUCAGAAACUCCACCGGCUGCCCUCACCUGCACGUAAAGCUGGCUCUGCACGAGCUGAUUUUUCCAAUGAUUUUCAGGUGUUAGUUUCAUUAACAUAAUCACUGCCAGACAGUGGGAGACAGACUCCCAGCUGAGUUAAUACAUUGAAACACUGAAUAUACAAAUCAGGCUUGCUUGAAAUUAUCACUGGCUGUGGGUGGGGUGGGAAAACGCCACCAAGGCAGUGAUCAAUGUGUGUAGUUCAUGUAUAAAGUGUUUUUUUGCUGGAGGGCUUUUUUUCUGCAGACAAAGCAUGGUGUCUGGAAAGCGCUCCUGGACAGUGCUUAUGGAGAAGUUUAUUGCUCUUUGGAGACAGCAUGUACUGUAUGUUUGUAUGACAUAUCUCAUAUGUCAUAUCAUGAUAGACUAUUAAAAGAAAAAUAAGUGAUUGGAAAUUGCUGCCGAACUCAAUGUACAUGGUAAGGAACCAUUUAAAUAUACAAUAACGAUUAUGAGUAGCCAGGUUGUUAUUAAUAUUUAUACUACUACUGUAGUGAUAAGGCACAGAACAAAGUCAAAGGCAGUCAUUAUGUGUGACACCUUCCCAACGUUUUUAAUCUGUAAAUGUGACAGGCUCACUGACUAGGAGGGCAAGAUUAGCGAAAACAGUCAUUAAGUGUGACACCCCCACCCAAAUUGAGUUGUUCUGAGUCUGCUGGUGUAGAGCCAGCUUAAUAUGUUAUUCAAGGACCUGGUAGUAGUUUCAGACCCCCGAUCAUAGAGUUCUGCGUAGGGCAUCAGUUUGGCUAGCGGUGGCCCUAAACGUCAUGGCAACAAAGUUGUAAAAUUGGCUGUAACUUUACACAGAAAAGUUUAGUAUGUUAUUUUAUCACACUAAAAUCAUGUUUUCACACAUAUUGUUUGUGUCUUGUGGCUAUUCUUUUGAAAAAGUGAAUAUUUUAAUGUUAAAAAAUUGGCCCCAUUCACUUCCAUUGUAAGUGCCUCACUGUAACCCAGAUUUUAGCUUUUAUUAAAAAUUGAUUUUUGUGGUAAUCAAUAUUAUGUCAAAUGUUGCUGAUUGAGCUUAACUUGUAUUGAACCCGGAAUAUUCCUUUAAAGACUGACACAGAGACUAUAGUGGUUGUUGUCUUUAAUAAUCAUUUAAAAGAUUAACUUUGAAUAAUAUUUAAAAAGUCACAAUUGUGUGAUAUGUAAAGGGAUUGUGUUGUGAGUAUACUUCUUCAUUUUAACAGGAGUGGUCCUCAACUGGUGGGUCACAGACACAGACCAAAAAUGAGUCUCAGGUCUGUUAUGAUAGGGUCGUGGACAGCAGGGGAAAAACACAGCUAAAUGCAAAUGAUAAAAAUGCAACUCAGCAUAUAAUUGUGCAUAGGUAGGAUAGCUAAAACAGGCUUAUCAGCUUUUAAAAGGGAGUAAAAAAAAACAUAUUCCCAUAUUUUGUUGUUGACAUCAAAUGAUGUGAUUUCAAUCAGAAGUUUUUUUGGCACAAAUUUAUCUAUCACUUGUUGAAAGUUAACCAAAUUAGACAGAUGCCAACAUGGUCAGGUUGCACGAUAUGCCCUUAUCAUUGAAAACCAUUAACAAAACUACACAAAGUAAAAGAUACUACACAAACUACAAAGUUUGUGUCGACCACAGUGUGUUAUAUACUGUAUGUUUUGUGCUGUGAAUUGUUGGCUGCUUACCAGUUUUCAAUAAACCAUUGAAAUUCAAAAGACAUAUUUAAUAAUUUUGCUCAUUGUUAGACCUAUGCAGUUCAUGGUAAUAUUAAAACAUUCCAAUAUUUGGUUUUAAAUACAUUUUUGUUUAUAAUUAUAUUGACAAACAAUUUUGGUACUAUGUUGCUUUGUCACUUGAUGCCCAAAUAUAAAAUGUAAAAUCUGUGCCCUGAAGCAAAACCAGUUGAGAACCAUUGCUAUACAGUAAACUGUACAUUCUUUUAGUUUUACAUUGUAACAUUGGAUAUUCUAAAAAAAUGUGUUCAUAAUUAACAUUUUGAAAACUGGUCUUUCUUAAUUUGAUACAUGCAUAUCAGGUUUUCUCAACAGUAAGGAUAAUUAACUUUACGACAAAAGGAAAACCAUUUUCCUAGCUGUCUCCAGGCAUAGAAAUCAUUAUUGUCAUGACUAACCGUAAUAUGUACUAUUAAGUGCCACGAUAUUACACAACAUAUGAAUAAUCAUGACACAGAUUAUAUGAAAAGUAUAUAUUUAUUCCGCAUAAUACAGUCCACACAUUUAAACAAAAAUAAUUUAAAGCAGAAUGUGGUAUAAUUUAUCUAUUUCACAAAAAUAAGCCCUCCUUUAUGCCAUCAAGUCUUUCAGCAGUUAUUCCAGUUAUAAACACUACAGUUAACUAAAACUGAUUGUGUGAACUGCUGCACUGCACUGCUACCUGUUACCUCUUUUCAUGCCUAACAUACAGGUCAUUAUUGUGUAUAAAAAAAUUCUUGUACAGAUUCUCUAUUCAAUAUUUAAUUAAACUCUUUGCUGUUUUAAUAUCCA
Messenger RNA from Myxocyprinus asiaticus (Chinese sucker), 4151 nucleotides. Its product is annotated as endothelin-3. Gene Ontology annotation, biological process: vein smooth muscle contraction; regulation of vasoconstriction; regulation of systemic arterial blood pressure by endothelin. Gene Ontology annotation, cellular component: extracellular region. NCBI's taxonomy places the organism in Eukaryota, Metazoa, Chordata, Actinopteri, Cypriniformes, Catostomidae. The transcript is spliced from 4 exons. The record is from RefSeq and is a predicted model, not a curated record. The coding region runs from base 227 to 700 and encodes 157 amino acids. Gene Ontology annotation, molecular function: endothelin B receptor binding; hormone activity.